CUCCGGGACGGAGUUGGGUUUCUGGAACCGGAGAAAGCGAAAUCGCUCCGAAUCCGGGACUCGCGGAUCAGAUGCAAAAAAAGUGGGGGGAAGAGGGGUUGGAUUUGCGCUUCGGGGCAGCCGCGGAGUAAAUUUUAGCACGGGGCGAAGGGGGAGAAGAGCUCAGCGGCCGGUCGCCCGCGGGCGCCGCCUUGCAAAGCUCACGGGCGCGCCAAGUUAGCCCACCGGCGCUGCAGAGCUUGUUGAAUGGCGACGGGAGCUGCGGGCAGGUGGCUGGCCGGACCGGACCGAGAGCCCUGGCCGGGAGUGGGCAUCUCCCGGCGGAGGCAAACAGGUCAAUGCUGAAGGACGCAUUUCCCACCGAAAAUGCUCCAGGAUUUCCACGGACAGAUUGGCGGGAGAUGAAAAACGGGGCUCGGGUGCGAGGAGACACCCCAACCUGCAUUUUGCAGGCAUCUCUGGAAGGCUGCGUUGAAAACCCAGCGGCCUGGCGCACGAGGACGGUGUGAUUGCGGGUCACUCCCCGAAUACUCAGUGCUGGGUGGGGGAAGUCUUGGUACAGCGGUCGUCCUGCGCAGCGUUUGGCCUGGGUAGCUGUGCUAUGAAUUGGUGGCUGAGGCUUGCUUGCCUUACCCUGGUCUGCAGCAGCCUUGCUGAAGCAGGUAACAGCAAAGCAGAAUCUCGCACGGUGGUCGGCCGCAAAGGAGAGAGCGCCCUUCUGCGCUGCGACCUGCUGAAGCCGGACGAGGCGAGCCCGCCUCUCUACGUCAUUGAGUGGGUGCGAUUUGGUUUCUUGCUCCCCAUCUUCAUCAAAUUCGGGCUGUAUUCCCCCCGGGUGGAUCCAGACUACGUGGGUCGUGUACGAAUCCAAGCUGGGGCUUCCCUGCAGAUUGACCGUCUGCGUGCCGAAGACCAGGGCUGGUACGAAUGCCGGGUGCUGUUCCUCAACCGCCCCAACAACGAUGACGAAUUCCAGAAUGGCACCUGGAUUCACCUCAUUGUCAAUUCUCCCCCUGUCUUCCAGAAGACCCCACCAGCCUUGGUAGAAAUCCAGGACCAAAAAUCUGUCACCCUCUCCUGUUCGGCCACCGGCAACCCACCGCCUCUCGUCUCUUGGAAGAGAGACAGCCAAACCAUUGACAAUGGCAAUGAAAUGCAGGUGAAAAAUGGGACUCUCUUUAUCUCUAGAGUCGAACGGACGUCGGCUGGCCUGUAUUCCUGCCACGCCACCAAUCAAGAGGGGGGGCUCAUUCACACGACCCGCCUCCUCGUCCAAGGGCCACCGGUGAUUGUGGUCCCUCCCAAGGACGUCACGGUCAACCUCAGCCAAGAUGCCUUUUUCGCUUGCCGAGCUGAAGCCUAUCCUGCCAAUCUCACCUACAGCUGGUUUCAGGGCGGCACCAACGUCUUCCAUCUCAGCCAUCUCCGCUCACGGAUUCAAAUCCUGGUGGAUGGAAGCCUUUUGGUCCAGAAAUCGACCCCGGAAGAUUCGGGAAAAUAUACUUGCAUUCCCAGCAAUGGGCUUUGGAAAUCGCCAUCCGCUUCUGCCUUCCUUACGGUUCUGUACCCAGCUCAAGUCGCUAAGAUGCCUCCAGAGACCUUUCUGCCAAUUGGUAUGCAAGGCAUAAUCCGGUGCCCCAGCAGAGCUAACCCUCCCCUGCUCUCGGUCAGCUGGAUCAAAGACGGGCAGCCGCUGGAGAUUGGCAAGUUCCCAGGUUGGUCCCUGAAAACCGAUGGGACGAUAAUCAUCGCCACAAGCAACGAUGACGCCCUGGGCGUGUACGCCUGCACCCCGUACAACAGUUUUGGAACAGCUGGUAUUUCCACACCCACCCGGGCUCUCCUCAAAGACCCUCCCACGUUCACCCUUCGGCCCAAAGAGGAAUAUUUCCAGGAGGUGGGUCGGGAGUUGCUAAUUCCAUGCGUGGCUCAAGGAGACCCCCAACCCAUCACCUCUUGGACGAAAGUGGGCAGCAAGACCCUGGCCAACGCGCAGGUGGGCACGAACGGCAGCCUGAUCCUGCAGCCACUGACGAAGGAACAGCAUGGCUUGUGGGAAUGUGCCGCCAACAACGGCGUGGCCAGGGUUAGUGCCACCACCACUGUCUACGUCUUGGGUACCAGUCCCCACGCCGUGGUCAACGUGUCCGUGUGGCCCCUACGACAAGCAGUCAAUGUAACCUGGGAACCAGGGUUUGAUGGGGGUUAUUUCCAGAGAUUCAGCAUCUGGUACACGCCAAUAUUGAGACGCCUGAACCGGCCCCACCACGACUGGGCCUCGUUGCCGGUGCCUGUGGGGGCUUCCCACAUCCUGGUGGAGAACCUCCGGCCAGAUAUGAGCUACCAGUUCAGCGUCUUGGCUCAGAACAAACUCGGCAGCGGUCCGUUCAGUGAAAUCCUCUCCAUCGCGCCUCUGGGGGUCCCCACUCAGGCUGCGCCCCCCAUCCUUCCAACCACGGCCUCCCUGGUCUUCCUUCCCCCACCCCAGUUCCUGAGGUCCAACGAGACCACACGUGGGGUCCUUCUCCUGUGGGAACCUCCGCUCCACGAUCCUACAGCCUUAAUGGGAUAUUCCCUGGAGCUGCGGCAGAAUCGGGGGAAGUGGGAGGUGCUGAGUGGCUCCAUUCCCAGCUCCGAGACCCAAUUCCUGGUGCCUGGACUCAUCAAGGAUACCUUCUAUGAGUUCCGCCUGAUGGCCUUUGCCGGUAGCUACGUCAGUUACCCCAGUAACGUGGUCAAUGUUUCCACCACGGGGAUGGAAGUGUACCCUUCUCGCACCCAGCUCCCUGAGAUGCUACCCCAACCUGUGCUGGCCGGUGUGAUUGGGGGCGUCUGCUUCCUGAGCACGGCAGUCAUCUUCAGCACCAUGGCCGCCUGUGUCAUGAACCGGAGGAGACAAGCCCGUCUCCGCAAACGCAGGCAAGGUAAGAGCCGCCGCCCCCCAAAAAGUGGACCAAAACAACUGGACCAAAGUACAGCUAGCCCAGACAGCAUUAUGAAGCUGAAAUUUCAGGGAUCUCCCUAUCAGAGUCUUCGCCGAACCCUCUUGUGGGGCGAAAAAGUCGGCCGCAACCUCAGCCUCGAUCUCUCCGGCGGCCAUGUCAUGAACAGCACCAACUACGUCCUCUACGAGAGCCACGUGGAGCAGCCGCUUCCUCUCGAACGCAUUUCCCGUGGCCCCGAUGGCCGCUUCGUGGUGCAGAGCGAGGAGGCGUCCCAAGAACACCAGAGCCCCUUCUCCCACCUGGAGAACGGCGAAAGCCCACCGGAGCCCUAUCUCCAGGUCUUCUCCUCUCCCGAGGACGCUGGAUGGCACCACGGCGUCCACCUGAGAGCCAAGAACACCAGCCAGGCCCAGCAGGACGCCAAGGCCUCCGGCCAUCGCCAGGGACGUUAUUUCGACUACAGCAGCAGCAGCCUGGCGGAGGAAGGCGAGCCCUUGCAUAUCGUCAACAUCAGCCCGGUGGCCGCCACGUCAUACGGCGCUGUCCCGGAGACCCUGUGGCUCCGGGACAACGCGGUGGCAUCUUCUCCGUCGUCCUCGCCUCACCGUAUGUCCAAAGCGACUUCUCCGUCCCCGAGAGUCCAGGCCGGCGCGAGUAAUUCUGCUCAGAGUGGGAUCCUCCAGUAUCUGAGCUUGCCCUUCUUCAAAGAGAUGAAUGUGGACGGCGAUUGGCCGCCGGAGGAGAACGAGAAGGAAGACGGACUCUCGGGGGAGACCGUCGACCACGAGCCCGGCCUGCUGGGCAGCCCCCGGAGGUCUUUUUUUCCAGACCAGGAUAGGCCAGCUAGUCCGAUCUACAUGGACAUGGAGGCUGAUUUGAGCUCCGUUCAGGAUCAGCUCGCGGAAACGUGCUUCCUCCGACUUCCGGAUCCCGAUACGGGCCCACCGAAGACCCCUUUGCCGGGGUCCCUGGCUUGCCCGCCGUACCUCUGUUCCAGGACGGAGAGCCCACCCCCGAAGGAUCAAGGAUGGUUAUGCACGCUCCCGUCGUCCUCGCCCUCCUCCCAGCUCCUUCCGGAUUGCCCCCAGGCUGAGCUCUCCUGCCUGGACUUCCCCUUGCCCGAGCUGCCCCCCGAGAAACACAAGUCGCCCGCCGCCAAUUUCCCACAAGCCCUCCCCUUGGAGAAAUUCCUGAGGGGCAGCCUGACCAGCCAAAGCAGCGGGCGGGGCAGUGGCUCUUUCCUAAGACCGCCGUCGUUGGCCACCUCCGUGGCGGGCAGCUACCUCAGCUCCCCCUUUGGAGACGCGCCCAGUUGCCGAAGCAGCUCCGUGGGAGAAGAGAACAGAUCCAAAAAGGAGAAUUUAGCAGCUGCGCUGGAGAAAAGGAGGAACACCUCCGUGGAUGAAAACUAUGAGUGGGAUUCAGAGUUCGCUCUGGAGUCGGAAUUACUGGACGCCUUACAACUCUAUCGGAGCGGAGACCCCAAAAGGCCCAUUUCCACCAUCGCAGCCCACGACUUGGAGAAGCAGAGCUUCAGAGAUUCAAGCGAAUCCAGCAGAACGUCUCCUGCUAAUUCACAGUCGGUUGGCGCCUUGGAUGGGUCCAGCUCUCCGUUGCCCUUGGCUAGUCCCGAGGAGCGUUGCGCCGCCCUGCGCAAGGAAUUCCUCGCUUACCGGCGGCGGCGAGAAAUGAUUCAGCAACGGCGGCAGAAGAGGGACCCCGGCGGGAAGGAUGAGCGAUUUGAACAAGCCACCUUAUUCUGAAAUCUCCUCCUUGGGAUUUUUUCCGGUGGGACAAUUUGCCCUCUUGUCCACAAGAGGGCGGCUUUGGGACAAUCUGAAUGCUAACUCUGGCCUCUAGAGGCCUGCAGGAGAACUUUUUCGAACUUCAAAGUUCCAAAGAUACCAGGCAAUUUUUUUUUAAAAAAAAAAAAAACUUUUUUUCCCCAAAUCUCUGGAGUAAUUUAUCCAGGCAGGAAGAAAAAUACAUUGGCGCCACCCUUGUGGAUGUCUGUGUGUGUAAACCUACGUGUGAUUUAUUUCCAGCCGGAUUCUAGAUGAGAAGCAGCCGGUGAAUGGGAUGUUUGGUAAAUGGAGGCUUUGCUGGGGAACAAAAAACAAAAAA
Pseudonaja textilis is the source of this 5069-nucleotide messenger RNA. Lineage: Eukaryota; Metazoa; Chordata; Lepidosauria; Squamata; Elapidae. The record is from RefSeq and is a predicted model, not a curated record.